AAGAGUGCCUCAGUAGCGCACUAACGCUUUUCGGAGAAAGGUGGAACACAAUUUCGAGAGGAACUGUCCAGAAGUGUAACAUACAAUUCGCUUCAAAAGGUUCUCUUGUCUAAAUGUGCCACCAGAAAUUGGCGAUUGUUUGGUUCGGUGGUUGAGCCGAGGAAAUGGCCCAGAAACGAGACGGGCGUCAUGAGUAAACGAGAAAAGCAUCGAGCCUUAAUCACACGGCUGGAAAGUGACUUAUGGGAUUGGCGCCAAGAAUGCCGAACGGAGGGCAAAAAGGCCCUCUCCAAAAAGCUCGUUCAAGCCCGAGCAAGAUGGGCCUUUCAUCGAGAGGGCAUGAAAGAUUUCAAGGCUUCAGAUGGAUGGUAUUGGAAAUGGUUGUCCCGUUGGCAAAAGCAGCCCCAACUCUCUCAUUCCACCAUGGACCUAAAAUCGGCUCAAGACAUCCAUACCCUGUCCAUUGACAACGAGGUCCCGUUGGUGGACUCGCCAUCAUUGGCCACUGAAGCUCGAGAUUAUCUCUACUAUCUUCAAAGAAAGCAUCAGUUUCAUCCAAUAAAAUUGGCAACCCUCUCGCCCUCCACCUGUUCCACAUUCUUCCCGGAGGACCCAUCACACUCUGGCUCCAUAUCCACCGAAUGGCACACUGCAAUCGACGAUGGAGAGGAUCAGAAUGCUAUUGAUCAAAUGUUGGAACAUACCAUCAUGUUCCAAGACGAUCCCAGGCAUGAGGAUAUCAUUUCAAAUUUAUCUUGGGAUUCACUCGAGGAUGCUACUCACGACGACGAUCAAAGCAAGCUGACGAAAUCCGAGGAACAUCAACAGCAUCCCGACCAUCAGGCGCUCAAUUGCUCGUUUGUCUCACCCUUCAAUGAUCUCGUUGGCUUAUCCAAAGAGCCUCGAAAUGAGGCCGCGGAGGAGACAUCCAUGAAUAUUGAGCAUAUCCUGGAUUCAGUUCCGCUCCCGCCGAUAAUGGUGUCUCACGAGGACGAGUUCUUCAUGAGCGAUUGCCAGCCCUCCCUUGCUGAUGCCAUCCCGGCCACCACCACCCACAGCAGCAGCAGCAACAACAACAACAACAGCCAUGUGAUCUCCUCGUCGUCCUCUUCGUCCUCCUCGUUGAAUAACUCAUUGCUCUGUGAUCUAAGUAGUUCCGUUCUACCCUUCAGCCUCCCUUCGCCUUCUGGGUCUGCAAGCGAGCAAAGUUUCUCACCGUAUUCGCAGCAUUCGUCCUGGGACGAUAUUGGAUCUUCUUCCUCGAUGGUCUCGAGUCCACGUUCCUCUUCGGCCACUCAAGAACCUCGUGGAACUUCUGUGAUCGCUCACCAUCGGAGUCUGGGCCCGAAGUUCCUGAACCAGCUCAAGGAACGAGUGCGGGAAUACGCCCGUACCCAUACGUACAAGGAGACGGCCAAAAAGUUUGGCGUUCACCACUCCACCGUGUCCGGCUGGGUGAAAACGGCCUCGACCGCAACAGACACAAGUCUCGAGGGAAAACCCACCAGAUUUUACAACUCCUCGUUCUGUUCGGAGGAAGAGGCGCGCCAAUUCAAAUCCCUGGAGUUUGAAGUGGAUUCGACCACACUUUCAUCUGGCCAUGAUGGGCACUCGAGGCUGCCAAAUGGGGACCUAAUUAAAAGACGCUUGGAAAGAAUAUCUUCUCCUUCUUCUUUUCCUCCUUCCGCCUUCCCUUCCCAUGGGUUCCAGGGACUGGAUGGUGCAUUCAUAGACUGGUUGGCACGAUGCAGACGCAAUCAUCAAGUACUUUCGAGCUCGAUCGUGACCAAGCAAAUUCAAGAAAUUAUCAAACAGGCGGGCCAAGUGUCCGAAGACACGUGCAAGUGGUUCUUGUUGUGGAAAAACAGACGUGAGGAAAAGCUGUACGUGGAAGGCAUGGAAGACGACUUGGAAUGCAAAAGGGAAACUCAAAACCUAGCUUAUCCACCGGCUUUCAAGCUUGAGGUCGCUCUCUAUGCCACUCAACACAGCCAAUAUGCAGCCUCGAAAAUAUUUUCCGUGGCUCGGAGGAGGAUCUUUGAUUGGAUGAAGCAGAUUCCAAAACUGAAAGAAAUGGUCUCGAGUGGGCUCGUGAAGAAAAUCACCGGACGUGGGCCCAAGAAUAAGGACAUUGACCUCAUCUUAUACAAAUGGUAUUGCAAGAACAAGUCCCAAGGAAAAAGACCGAAAUCGUCUCAGGUCCAAAGUAAGGCCAAGGAUAUUUUUAUGGCCAGAGGUUACACGGAUAUGAAAUGCUCCUAUGGUUGGUUCAAAAGAUGGUCCCAAAGGUUUAAAAUCCAGUUACGCUAUUCUUAUGACGAAGAUCUCCUGGAAUGGGUGUGGUCCCAAUUUGAGGCGAAUAAUUCGAUCUCUCAUUUGGAUCUCCAAAAAUUUGGGCUUAAUGUUAUUGGCAGAGAUGAUGCGUCAUUCAAAGCUUCUUCAGGUUGGGCAAUGCGAUUCUGCAAGAGGAACAAGAACCUGAUGAGUCCGUACCUCGUGUCCCCAUCGGAUUGGUCAGAAUUGCCUCCAAAGCUUGUUGAACAUGCCCGUGAGUUCUCGAGCAAUACCUUGGAACUGAUCCAGGAACACCACCUGUCAGUCAAACGAAUCGGUUUCAUGGAUGAAGUUCCACUCCAUUUGAAUCCUCAAAGCCAUUCUCCGGGUUCCUUCACCAACAAAUCCAGCCGAACUCAUCAUCCCGGGUUCCAAUUACGCCACGCUGGUUUUCAAGAUUGCUCCGCGGUCGUGGUUUUAUCAGCUUUGGCGGAUGGAACACUUCUGACGCCGUUGCUUAUUUUAAAGACCUCGAAGCUUGGCCGAUCUCAAUCGUUGCUAGUGAGGCACAAGGAUAUAUUGGUGCUCUACCAACAGAGCGACAAUCAGAUCAGAGCUUGCGAUUCUGUUCUGGCCCAAUGGCUUUCUUCAGUUUGGUUCCAACACGUUCCAACUCCAAACCUUAUGAUAAUGGACUCCUUUGGAUCUCAUGAAGGAAUGACGGCCAGAGCAUUCGUGUCCGCCAGGAGAUCCCAUCUCGCGUUGAUUCCUCCUUCUUGCACACCAUUAGUUCAGCCUUUGUUAUGGGGGCUCACAUGGAGAUUUAAACAAUGUAUUGAAGAUGCUUAUUUACAUGUCCUCAGGGAGCACCAAACCAGUUCAAGGAUUCUGAAAGACAAAUGCGCAAUAAGUGAUUCACAAAUCAUUCAAUGGACCAAUGACGCAUAUCAAGCAGUUUCAAAAGAUAAGGAAAUCUCGCAUCAAGAGUUUCAAUCCAGUGAAAUUUGUGUUAAAGCUUCAAAAGAAUAAAUAUGUGAUUGAAUA
Molecule: messenger RNA, 3318 nt
Organism: Tigriopus californicus
Lineage: Eukaryota; Metazoa; Arthropoda; Copepoda; Harpacticoida; Harpacticidae
Gene: cag
Exons: 11
Coding region: 190-3303 (1037 amino acids)
Cellular component (GO): nucleus
Molecular function (GO): DNA binding
Source: RefSeq, a predicted model, not a curated record